AUGCUAUGUAUGUUUUAUGAAGUAACUUCUCUUUUAUCAACAGACCUAUCACCAUCAACGAUAAUGAAUAAUGACAAAAUCUUGUGCACUAAUACAUCAACUAACUCCGAAGGUCAGUCUGGUGAGGAAGAUGAGAAAUCUUCUGAUGCUGCUCGAAUGGUUGUAAUGCUGCAAACCUUACAAUUACUUGUUCAGGGAGUAAAAAAUGGUAAUGAUGAUGAUAACGACGGCAAUGAAGUGCACAAUCUUACAUGUGACGUAUGUGGGAAUACUCCAAUACGCGGCGAUUGUUACAAAUGUUUGCAAUGUGAUAAUUUUGAUCUAUGUGCUGGAUGUUUUGAGCGUCGUAUUGAAUCUAAGCAACAUAAAAGUGGACAUUUACUUGUUCACUUUCGUAUACCAAACGAACUCUUCGGUCGAACUGUAACUUAUGACGAAAUUACCUUUGCGAAACUCAAACAAUUCUAUGCCAAAGAAGUAAACGAGUCGAUCACCUGUGAUGGAUGUAUGAAAUCAAACUUUGUUGGAUUACGUUUCAAAUGUGAUACGUGUCCAAAUUAUGACUUGUGUGAAAAAUGUUCCAUUACAUACGUCACAACAAAAGAUCAUAAAUUAAUGCAUCCACUGAUUCUGACUUCUCAUCGGGUAAUCGUACAGAUACCUGUGGAUGACAUUGAACUAGGUGAAGAAUUAGGAAGUGGUGCUUUCGGUGCUGUUCACAAGGCACGAUGGAUAUCGAAAAAUCGCGAGGUGGCAUGCAAAAUAAUUUUUGCGCCUGAUACCAACCAGAUCUUUGCUUUGGAAAAAAGCUUUUUCAAAGAACUAUCUGCUUAUACAGAACUGUCAGGUGGUUACAUUCUUCAAACAUAUGGAUAUGCCAUGACUCGACAGAAUAACAAAAGAAUUUACAUGAUCAUUACGGAAUAUAUGGCACGUGGCAGUCUAGCAAAUGUACUCAAGGAAAAAGGUAAAAUCUCUCUACGUCGCAAAGUUCACAUGGCUAGACAGAUUGCCAGUGGAAUGCGAAAGAUUCAUGAUCAUCACAUGAUUCAUCGAGAUAUUCGACCGGAUAACAUUUUGGUUAAUCAACAAUAUACUUGUAAAAUCGGUGACAUGGGUAUUGCACGCGUUACAGAUCCACAGAAUCGACAUACGCAGAUUGGUUGUCAGCCCUUUAUGCCACCAGAAUUUUACGAGGGCACUUAUGAUCAAAAUUUGGAUAUUUUCACAUUUGGCUUAACUUUAAAUGAACUUUUUACUGAAACCCAGCAUGUUUUUCGACAAAGAGUCACAGAGAAAAUUGUUUUCAAGGAAGAGAGUCCGAUCUUUCGAGAUCUUAUUACUCGAUGCACAGCCGAUGAUCCGAAACAUCGACCAACAGCGACUGAGAUUGAAAAGACUCUGGAACUGUACACUCAUGGAUUCGACAUGAUCGUUCUGAAGAAACAAGCGAAUUACGUUCGUUUAUCUACUGAACAAAAGGAUCAAGUUUUCAUCGAUUUCUACGAACAAUUUCAUAAAUCAGCAACUGAGUUUAUUCGAAAGAAAUUUCCAGUAGAAUUUUUACAAGGACCAAAAUUUGUAGCUGGCGUGAAAGUUAAACGCGAUGUCGAGAAUGAUCAACAAGUUGAUUGCCAUGUGCAAUAG
Molecule: messenger RNA, 1647 nt
Organism: Rotaria sp. Silwood1
Lineage: Eukaryota; Metazoa; Rotifera; Eurotatoria; Philodinida; Philodinidae
Source: the annotation of a GenBank genome assembly